Molecule: messenger RNA, 495 nt
Organism: Psylliodes chrysocephalus
Lineage: Eukaryota; Metazoa; Arthropoda; Insecta; Coleoptera; Chrysomelidae
Source: the annotation of a GenBank genome assembly
AUGAAACGCCAAAAGAGAAAUGAAGAUUCUGAGAAAUUUGAUAAAGCUUUUGAAAUACUGUCACAAGCAUCAACAAAAGCAAGUAACACACAGGAGCAAAACGAAUGUCACAUAUUUGGAAACCUUGUGGCUAAAAAACUGGCCAAAUAUUCUCCUGAAUUACAAAGUACUGUACAACAAGAUAUUAUGAAUGUUUUGUUUAAAGCAGACAGGAUCUAUCUCAAACAAAGUUCAACCAAUUUUGAUCAUUCGCAAUCAUACCGUACUUACACUCUUCAGUCAUUAUUUCCAAAUUCUAUGCCACAACAGUCUCAACUCUAUGAGGAUAGCCAAGUUUCCAACGUUUCGAAUUUUACUCUACAGCAAUCACAGUUACCAUCUCCAGCAUACACUUAUGCUAGUUCUAGUAUUUCAAAUUAUUCAAGUCGCACUACUCCAUUCAAUUCUUCAGGACACCAAGCAUUGGAUAUGCCCGAUAUUUUAGAGAAUUUAUAG